CCAGCCCAGACCCUGGCUCCCUGGCUGCAGCCAUUUAAUUGCUGCAUGGUGAAGCUGCAGAGCAAUGGCACAGCUGGCUCAGACUUUUCCCAGCCACUACUGGGAAAGGGGAUCCUACCAGGAACAAGAGGAUCCUACCUAGAACAAGGGGCUCCCCUGGGACUGGGUGCUAUGCCCAUGCCCAGCACUGCCCCAAUUAAAACCUCUAGCUGUGGAGAGGGGCUGGUGCUGCCAGUCCUGACUCCCAACUCCAGCUCUGAGGUGCGGCAGGUAGAGGAGGCAGGAGGCCAGGGUUCAGUUUGGCUUUGCUGUGGGAGGGGGUCCCCUCUCCACAUUUCCCUGUGUUCUCCCAGCCCUGGCUGUGAAGCAGGAGGUUCUUCAGCAGCUUGGGGCAUUGCAGGAGCCCUUGGGGCUUUGGUCACCCCUCAUCAGCAUCUGCUUGGCACUGCCUGGAUUUUCUUCUUAUUCCUUGAGGUCACACCUCAAUGGAAAGUGCACUUUGCAUUUGGGUCCCGCUACUGUGAAUUUGAGCUCUGUAGGGAAAGAAAACGCCAGUGGUGGGAGCACGGCAGGAGCCUGAUACCAGCACAGCUCCAGCACAGUGAGCUCCCAGUGGCUGCUUCAGCAAUGGCGCCGCGGUUUUGGCCCCAGUCCCUGCUCCUUAUUUCAGACACGGGAGUGUGAGGGACACUGCAGACAGCAGCAGGGAAAUCGAUGCUGGUGCCACCACUGGCGAGGUCCCAUCCGGAGUGGCAGCGGGCACUGCCAAGUGCAAGGAACCCGCUCUGACUUAGGCUAUUUUCAGCAGGAGCCCAGCUCUGCCACAGGGAAGGUGUUGGCUGGCAGCACAGGCUGGUGCAGGCAGGGUGACCACUGGCACCUACAGCCCAUCUGUGGGUGCCUGCCCUACCUGCACAGCCCCUUGGGGCCACUCUCCUGUCCUGACCUCUCCCACUGCCACCAGAUCCUCACUGGCGGUGCUGUGCUACUGCUUGCCCAGCCCCACGGGCUUCCAGGGCUCACCAUGUUCCUUGAGGGGAUGCAAACCAGUGGCAGCCUGGAUGGUGCCAGGGCACAUGCUAGGUGGCAGCUGUUUGCCUGGUGCAGGGUGGCUGUGCUGACACCUGCCCCAGCUCCACUCCCCAUCACCACCAGCCGCAAGCAUCGCCAUGUCCCUGCCCUGCCACCCUCCCUGUUCCCAUUGCUCUCUGGCUCCUGCCACUGCUUUGCUCCGCUGAAGUAACUGGCUUGGCCAUCACCCCUGCUCUCCCCUCCUGGCUCCAGACCCGCCGCUGAUCCUAACAGGGUGGGUGCCACCACGCUGGCACCACAGGCAGGGCUCUGCCCCGAGUGCAAGCAGAGCUCGGCAUGGCGCUGAGGCACUGUCCCAGCUCUCUCCGUAGCAUCGCUGAGUGGUGGGCAGCAAGGCAGGCAGCAGGAUGCUCUCCAUGACAUACAGCGAGAGCCUGCGCAGCGUGGCCAGCCGGCACCCCCCCGAGUGGGGGCUGCCCCCAGCCCCCCGCCCAGCCGACGGGCUGGAGCUGCGGCGGCUGCGGGACGUGCGGGCGGCGGCGCGGGCCAAGACGCUGGAGGAGUUCCUGCGGAUGCACGGGCUCUCCCUGGCCGACAGCACCGCCCACGCCACCGGCAUGAGCUACAGGAACCUUGGGAAGUCUGGGCUGCGUGUGUCCUGCCUGGGUCUGGGAACAUGGGUGACUUUCGGAGGACAAAUCACAGACGAGAUGGCAGAGCAGCUGAUGACUUUAGCUUACGACAACGGCAUUAAUCUCUUCGACACAGCAGAAGUCUAUGCUGCUGGCAAGGCUGAGGUGGUGCUGGGGAACAUCAUAAAGAAGAAGGGGUGGAGACGGUCCAGCCUGGUCAUCACCACCAAAAUCUUCUGGGGAGGAAAGGCUGAGACAGAGAGGGGUCUGUCCCGAAAGCACAUCAUCGAAGGUCUGAAGGCAUCACUGGAGCGGCUGCAGCUGGAGUACGUGGACGUGGUAUUUGCCAACCGGCCUGACCCCAACACGCCGAUGGAAGGGGACCCAUUUAGUUCCUCCAAGUCCCGGACAUUCAUCAUGGAAGAGACGGUGCGAGCCAUGACCCACGUCAUCAACCAGGGAAUGGCCAUGUACUGGGGAACCUCACGCUGGAGCUCCAUGGAGAUUAUGGAAGCGUACUCCGUGGCCCGGCAGUUCAACCUGAUCCCGCCGAUCUGUGAGCAAGCCGAGUACCACAUGUUCCAGCGGGAGAAGGUGGAGGUGCAGCUCCCCGAGCUCUUCCACAAGAUAGGUGUCGGAGCCAUGACCUGGUCCCCACUGGCCUGCGGCAUCGUCUCGGGGAAGUACGAUGGGGGGAUCCCACCCUACUCCCGUGCCUCGCUGAAGGGAUACCAGUGGCUGAAGGACAAGAUCCUGAGCGAGGAGGGCCGGCGGCAGCAGGCCAAGCUGAAGGAGCUGCAAGCCAUUGCCGAGCGCCUGGGCUGCACCUUGCCCCAGCUCGCCAUCGCCUGGUGCCUGCGUAAUGAGGGUGUCAGCUCAGUCUUGCUGGGCGCCUCCAAUGCUGACCAGCUAAUGGAGAAUAUAGGAGCAAUACAGGUCCUUCCGAAGCUGUCGUCUUCCAUCGUCCACGAGAUCGAUAGCAUCCUGGGCAACAAACCCUACAGCAAGAAGGACUACAGAUCCUAAGUGCGCACCGGAGUGCGCUGCGCAGGCCUCGCCGCCCGUUCGCUUGCUUACGCUUUGUUGGAGCAAAGUGGAGAGUGUGGUUUGCACUGCGACCACUGCACGGCUGUGGCCAGGUGGCUCUGAGCGCCGGGACAGCCCCGAGCCCCCCGGUCUGCAGCCGGAGCCAGCGCAGGCAGCACCGGCACAGCGCGGGGCCCGUUGCAUGUGUUGCUCCCGCUGCCCACAGUGCCAGGGGCGCCG
Molecule: messenger RNA, 2930 nt
Organism: Apus apus (common swift)
Lineage: Eukaryota; Metazoa; Chordata; Aves; Apodiformes; Apodidae
Gene: KCNAB2
Product: potassium voltage-gated channel subfamily A regulatory beta subunit 2
Exons: 15
Coding region: 1440-2690 (416 amino acids)
Biological process (GO): regulation of potassium ion transmembrane transport; transmembrane transport; regulation of action potential
Cellular component (GO): cytoplasm; juxtaparanode region of axon; membrane
Molecular function (GO): potassium channel regulator activity; transmembrane transporter binding; voltage-gated potassium channel activity
Source: RefSeq, a predicted model, not a curated record